AUGAGCAACGACUUGAUUAAUGAUACGAUCAUUGACACGAAUAUCGUAGCAGAGAAAUUAGUAAGUGGAACUGGGAGUGAAUAUAUAAGCACUUCUAUAAAACAAAACCAAACGAUCGAAGAAUUUGCGUGCAAACAUGCCAUGACUCUAUUUUUAUCCACGGUUUUUCUCGUUCUGAUCGUUAUGCUGCUUUGUUGUUUCCUCUGUCUGAUUUGUCUGUGCAAAAAAUGUUACCGCAACAAGCAACACUCAAGCAAUGAUAAGAUGGAAUUCAUACCAUGUCACAACCAGGAUGCAGAAAAAACAGUAAAAUACACGAAAAUAAACGGGCAAAUGGAUGUACUGGGAAGAAAUCAAGUCCAGCAAAGGAUUCAACGCGGUAUAGAACAAUCCAACUGA
This is a messenger RNA of Vavraia culicis subsp. floridensis, 399 nucleotides long. RefSeq lists its product as uncharacterized. The record is from RefSeq and is a predicted model, not a curated record. The transcript has a single exon. Bases 1 to 399 code for a protein of 132 amino acids. NCBI's taxonomy places the organism in Eukaryota, Fungi, Microsporidia, Pleistophoridae.